This is a messenger RNA of Oncorhynchus tshawytscha (Chinook salmon), 3382 nucleotides long. It is a transcript of the gene dtx2, whose product is annotated as deltex 2, E3 ubiquitin ligase. The coding region runs from base 681 to 2549 and encodes 622 amino acids. The transcript is spliced from 9 exons. Gene Ontology annotation, biological process: protein ubiquitination; Notch signaling pathway. Gene Ontology annotation, molecular function: zinc ion binding; ubiquitin protein ligase activity. Gene Ontology annotation, cellular component: nucleoplasm. The record is from RefSeq and is a predicted model, not a curated record. Lineage: Eukaryota; Metazoa; Chordata; Actinopteri; Salmoniformes; Salmonidae.
UUGUCAGUUUUCCCCUCACCACUCUCAGCAGUCCUAGCUAAAUUGUUGCUUGAGAAAUUGCUAUUUGUGUUUGUUUUUGACCAUUUUAAUUGAAAACAAUCACAGUAAGGUACUUAAUUGUUACCCAGAAAUUAUUUGAUAUUGAGGUAAAAACGGCUGCAUUGGAGCUUUAAAAAUACAAUGAUGUGCGCAUGUCGUCAUUUGCCAAGCAACGAUUGUUCCGACUGUUUGGUUUAUCUGUGGUUUGCGUAGCUAGCCAGUUUGAGUUUGUUGGAAUGCAAUGAUUUGUAAGCUAGCAUAGCUCAAUAUAUUUCCGCAUCUAAAGAUUUAUUGCUUCGCAAGGUUUGCCAAAAUGCUUUUAAACAAUUUGCUUGAGUGUUUGCCGCCUGACCUCGAAUCAGUCUUGUAAAAAUGGGUCAUUUUAAUAAUCCAAGCAAGCUAACUUUAGCUACAUCUUGCAAAUUGAAGAUGUUUUGCUAGCUAGCUAACUUAGUUAGGUUUGAUCGCUACAAUUUAUUGAUAGGGUAGCUGCAGGGUGUCCUGUAGUUUGGCAAAGUGUUAAAACGUGUUUUGUCAUCUGACUUAGCUUCUUAGCCUAGCUUGCUACGUUAGCUGAAUUAGCUAGCAUCAGCUUUUUCUAUCGUUUACUGAAUUUGACGUAUCGCUACUAUCUGUAAAAUAUGGCUACUGCCUCUAGCUCAUGUGUGGGGAUAAAUGGGUCUAGGAAUGGACCCUCUCUCUCUACACCGACAUUGGUAGCACCUGGACAAUCUCAGCCUAUGGUCGUUGUAUGGGAAUGGCAGGAUGAUCUUGGCUUCUGGCGACCAUAUAGCGGCCAGGUGAGCGGCUAUAUCGAACAAUACUUCUCUCCGCGGGGACACAGAGGUGGGGGUCCGGGCUCCACCAGCAUCAGCCUAGGACAAUCCGAUCCCAGUUUGUCGCCUUAUCUCAUAGACAUACCAAGCUUGAACCAGUUCCGCCAAGAUACAGGGAAAACGCGGUCUGUACGCCGUCAAUUGUUUGCCCAGUCCUCAGGCUUGGGUAGCGGAGUAUAUUGGGAGUGGGCAAAUGACGAAGGAGGAUGGACUCCGUACGAGACUCGCACUUCUAUUCUACUAGAACACAGCUACCUGGCACGGCAGGCCACUGCGGAUAUGGCCUCACAUGGCUAUAACUACAUAGUGGACCUCACAGCGCUGGCCCAGGUCAACAAGGCCACAGGCUUCAGGCGGCAGGUCCGACGGCAGGGUAACUUCCCCUACCCGCUGGCGUCUGGCGCCUCCGUCAUCCACUCGGGCCCGGCUUGCUCCUGCCACCAGUGUCUGAGCCACAGCUGCACUGGCCCCAUGCCCAGCCGUUCACGCCACUCCUUCUCCUCUGGGCAGCUGAGCCGGCCCAGCUUCCAGGGCCCCAGCAGGGCGGCUGGAGCUCACCCCACCUCGGUGUACUCGCCCUACCCCAGGAGGCCUCUUUCUGUGGGGGGAAUGGCGUGGGGUGGUCCCUGGCCCCCGACACCCUCCGCAAGUCAGUUCCCUGGACCUCCACUGUCUUACCCUACCAGUGGCAAUGGCUUAAGUGUCCCCGCCAUCCCUCUGCAACGGAAUGGAUCCACCAGUGUGAGCUCAGCCCUUGCAGGCAUGGCCUCCAUUUUGAUGUCAGCAGUGGGACUCGGCGUGCGCUUCACGAGUGCCCCCCUCCCGCACCCCUCCUCCGUUCCUCCUCCCCCCAGCAGCACCAGCAGGCCCGCAGGCUCCAAAACUCACAGCAGCAGCUCGGUUAGGAGGGCAAAGAGGCAGCACAGGACAGCCCAGAAACCAGAGGAUGUCAUUCACCGCUACAUGGAGGAAGUGGCCUCUGCUCAAGACGAGGACUGCAUGAUCUGUAUGGACCGGCUGUCGUGUCCGUCGGAUUACGCCGUGGCGUCCGAGGGAGCACAAUCCAUCCCACCCGGCGCUGUGGGAAAGUUCACCAAGUGUGGACACACCUUGCACAUGCUCUGCAUGCUUGCCAUGUACAACAAUGGAACCAAGGAUGGCAGCCUCCAGUGCCCGUCAUGCAAGACAAUCUAUGGGGAGAAGACUGGGACUCAGCCCAAGGGCAAGAUGGAGAUCUAUAGUAUCGCACAGUCCCUCCCCGGCCACCCAGACUGUGGAACUAUCCAGAUAAUUUACAGCAUUCCCCCUGGGAUACAGGGUCCAGAGCACCCUAACCCGGGGCAGCCAUACACCUGUAGAGGCUUCCCUCGCUUCUGCUUCCUCCCAGACAACGACAAGGGCCGAAAGGUGCUUGAACUGCUGAAGGUAGCGUGGACGCGGCGCCUCAUCUUCACAGUGGGCACGUCUAGCACCACGGGUGAGCCCGACACGGUGGUGUGGAAUGAGAUCCACCACAAGACUGAGAUGAUGUCCAACGUGUCAGGCCACGGCUACCCGGACCCCAACUAUCUGGAAAAUGUGCUGUCCGAGCUGUCCUCCCAGGGGGUGACCGACGACUGCCUGGUCAAACAGGAGGGCCCCAGCCAGGGAGGAGCGUCAAACUCUGGACUGUGAAACUGACCCUGAAUCAGUUUCCUCAUAAUGUCACUACUUCAACAGAGAGAACAUAUUCACAUUCCCACUUGGAUGUUUUUUUUUUUUUAAUCUUAUUAAAUAUUCAAUGCGAAGCAGAUAUGUCAGUGCAGUGUGCAGAAUACUGCACAUUCUGAUAAUGUGGGGUUUGUCGUGGACUUUAUUUGCUGUAGUAGCGUUCCACCAGCUCUUGGUUUAGUCACCUGUUCCCUAUAUAGUAAACUACUUUUGACCAGGGUUCUGGUCAAACGUACUGCACUACAUAGGGAAUAGGGUGCCAUUUUAGACACAUCCCUUUUCUUGAAAAAAGUUAUGUGCUUUUUUUUUUUUUUUUUUUUUUUUUUUUGGGGGGGGAGCAGCCUGAUGUGUCGCACCUCUUGGCAUGCUCCAUGAAAGGUGGCAGCUCUUGCGUGGGAACACAGACGUCGGUAGCACUUUAGUUUUGACAGUGCAUUUAAUUAACACUUAUAGUAAUUACCAGGUUAAUAUGUGUGAUUGUUUUUCAAAUUGGUAUAUUAUGCAAAUACUUUAGUGAUAUUUCUCUUGAAAAGCAAUGUAGGCCUACUUAGGCAAAUCACUGUAUACACAAACACAUUAAAUACUAUACAAAAUGGUAGCAAAGUGAGUACCUGCUUGAUUGUGUUAUAAUGGGAGGGGGGAGAGAACUGUUUAAUUGGUAAUUUUCAUAUUUGUCAGUAAUGAAAGCACUGUAAAGGAACAGAUGUCUGUAAAUGCCAGUUCAUUAAGAAGCAUAACAUGGAACAGAAACUUCUCACUUUGCCUUUGGUUCAGCAUAAUAUAAAUAUUUAAAUGCA